GUUGCCUUCCCCCAAAAGACUACAAACUCCAGAGAUACUUGCGGUAUCUGGCGCAAACGUCCGGAGUUGAAAGUGGCAAAGGCUUCCAAGCGGAGGAAAUAGACCUCACUGGGGCGUGGUUGUUCGCGAUCCCUGCAUCUGUCACCUGGGGCCAAGGCUUGGCUCUUGCCCUACAGACCCUCGGAACGACUCAGCCUCAGCGCAACUAUGAACUUGGAGCGGGUGUCCAACGAGGAGAAGCUGAAUCUGUGCCGGAAGUACUACCUGGGUGGGUUUGCUUUCCUGCCUUUCCUCUGGUUGGUCAACAUCUUCUGGUUCUUUCGAGAGGCCUUCCUAGUCCCGGCAUACACGGAGCAGAGCCAAAUCAAAGGCUAUGUCUGGCGCUCAGCUGUGGGCUUCCUCUUCUGGGUGAUUGUCCUCACCACCUGGAUCACCAUCUUCCAGAUCUACCGACCCCGUUGGGGCGCCCUUGGUGACUAUCUCUCCUUCACCAUACCCCUAGGUACCCCCUGAUGGUUUCCUCUGCACAUGCCUGGAACCUGCCUAUUCUCCCAGAAUGGGCUCCUCUACUCUAAGCCCACUCUCAAGCCCCUAAGACUUGUUCCCAUCUCCUAUGUUCUUUGCGGACAUCCCCCAAUAAAGGAUUCUAAUUCUCUGUA
Messenger RNA from Suricata suricatta (meerkat), 659 nucleotides. It is a transcript of the gene PSENEN, whose product is annotated as presenilin enhancer, gamma-secretase subunit. Gene Ontology annotation, cellular component: gamma-secretase complex. Gene Ontology annotation, biological process: Notch receptor processing. The coding region runs from base 208 to 513 and encodes 101 amino acids. The record is from RefSeq and is a predicted model, not a curated record. NCBI's taxonomy places the organism in Eukaryota, Metazoa, Chordata, Mammalia, Carnivora, Herpestidae. The transcript is spliced from 4 exons.